Molecule: messenger RNA, 1749 nt
Organism: Diaporthe citri
Lineage: Eukaryota; Fungi; Ascomycota; Sordariomycetes; Diaporthales; Diaporthaceae
Exons: 3
Coding region: 1-1749 (582 amino acids)
Molecular function (GO): oxidoreductase activity
Source: RefSeq, a predicted model, not a curated record
AUGGAGGAACUGGACGCGGCUGUCCUUGGUGCAGGGUGGGCGGGGCUGGCAGCGGCGAAGACGUUCUCCCAGCUCAGUCCGAACAAGUCCCUGGUCGUCUUCGAGUCCGCCCAAACCUUGGGAGGGGUCUGGGCGAGGGAACGGCUUUACCCAGGGCUAAAGACAAACAAUAUGCUGGGGACCUACGAGUAUCCUGAUUUCCCCAUGAGCCCAGACAUGUUCGGAGUCAAGCCCGGACAGCAUAUUCCCGGACGGGUCUGUCACGAGUACGUCAGAAAGUAUGCCGAAAAGUACAGCAUCGCGGACAAGAUCCGAUACACAUCCCGGGUAGUCUCGGCGGAGCACAAGGAGUCUGGCGGCUGGUUGCUGAAAGUCUGCACAGUUGAUGGGCAUGACUCUCCGGAGGCUCACGACCCAGUCGAGUACCAGAUCGCGGCCCGGAAGCUCGUGGUUGCGACCGGGUUGACCUCGGAGCCGUUCAGACCCAGAUUCAACGGCGAGGGUACUUAUUCUGGCAAGGUAUUCCACAUCAAGGACUUCCCCAAGUAUGCAGAGACUUUAAACACAGCCAGGCGGGUCACCGUAUUUGGCGGCACCAAGUCCGGGUGGGAUGCCGUCUAUGCCUACGCCACGCGAGGGAUCCAGGUCGACUGGGUCAUCAGGUCGUCUGGUCACGGCCCCUCGUGGAUGGCCCCACCAUAUGUGACACCACCGAAGAAAUGGCUGGAGAAGCUGGUCAUGACUAGGCUGUUGACGUGGUUCAGCCCUUGCGUCUGGGGUCCUGCCGACGGCUAUGGCAGCAUUCGCAGCUUCUUGCACGGAACGAGAGCCGGUCGCUUCAUUACGGACAGGUACGACUCUCACCCCGAGACGGCCAAGAUCAAACCCUGGAGCCACCCCAUGUUUGUGGCCUCGGGCUUCUCCAUCCUGAACUACGAUACGGAUUUCUUCGAGCUCGUGCGCAGUGGUGCUGUCAAGGUGCACAUCGCUGAUGUCACCCGUCUCUCGGCCCGCAGUGUGCACCUGUCAGAUGGCACGGAGCUCGAGUCUGAGGCUAUGUGCUGCGUCACGGGCUGGAAGUGGACACCGCCGCUCAAGUUCCUCCCCGAGGGCAUCGACGAGGAGCUCGGUAUCCCGCACGCCCACACGCCCAGCCGCCUGAGCCAGCUCGUGGACAAGGCCGACAGGGAGAUCAUCGAUGAGUUCCCGCGCUUGAAGUACCCGCCCGUCCAGAACAGCAAACACGUCCCGCUCACCGAGCAGGAGGGUGUGUCAGCUAAUGGCGGUGCCGUCAACUCGCCCGAGUCAAACUCUCUGACCCCCUGGACGCUCUACCACUUCAUGGUGCCGCCAUCGCAGGACAUGUUGAAGCACCGCGACGUUGCCUUCGCAGGUGCUCUGAUGAACUUCAACGUCCCGCUCACGAUGCACGUACAGGCACUCUGGAUCAACGCGUAUUUCCGGGGGGAGGGCCUUUCCCUGCCUGCAACCACCGAGGACAUGCAGUACCAGGCUGUCUUGCACAGUCGAUUCGGCAAGUGGAGAUAUCCUGGGGGCCAUGGCAGCCAGUAUCCCGACUUUGUCUUCGACGCUCAGCCGUAUACAGACUUGCUGAUGCGUGACCUGGGCCUUCAGGUCCACCGCAAGAAAGGAUUCAUGGCCGAGGUUCUAGAGCCUUAUGGUCCUGAGGAUUACAAAGAUGUCGUUCAAGAAUGGCUGACGAGGCGUCGCAUUUUGGGCUUGCAGUAG